This is a messenger RNA of Penicillium samsonianum, 519 nucleotides long. RefSeq names its product transcriptional regulator family TF. NCBI's taxonomy places the organism in Eukaryota, Fungi, Ascomycota, Eurotiomycetes, Eurotiales, Aspergillaceae. The coding region runs from base 1 to 519 and encodes 172 amino acids. The transcript has 2 exons. The record is from RefSeq and is a predicted model, not a curated record.
AUGGACAUGUUGUAUUCAUGUGCCCCAUUCCCUUUGAAGGCAUUCUCGUCUCAUCAGAACACUCCUGCGGGCUACCCCUCGAUGAACUUCAAGACAGAUCAACCUUCCGGAUUCUCAAAGCAUCCGGCAAUUGGCACAGGCGACCCUAGCAGCGGGAUAACAACAAUACCGGAAGCCAGGGUUCUAGCUACGAUGGCUGUAGAUCAGGCCCAUAUGACAACUACGCUAGAUUCCUUGGAUUUCGGGGCAUUCCCAUUAGCAUCAUCGCUCGAUUUGUCAUACCCUGGGGCGUGCCCAGUGGCAGGUGAGGCGCGACUUAUGCACCUGGAGUCAGUUGUCUCGGGACCUGGCAGCGAACCCUGGCCAGCGCCCUUCUCGCCGCGGGCCAUGAAAUCCCCCAGACUGUUCGACAUGAAUAUAAGUCUUCCAAACCAGUUCCAACCGUCGGUGCCUCUGGACCCCAAUUGGUGGUCGAAGUACCCCGCUCAGUUUCUUUCACGUCAGAGUGAGACCUUGUAA